Caenorhabditis sp. 36 PRJEB53466 is the source of this 612-nucleotide messenger RNA. NCBI's taxonomy places the organism in Eukaryota, Metazoa, Nematoda, Chromadorea, Rhabditida, Rhabditidae. The record is from the annotation of a GenBank genome assembly.
AUGUUUGAGAAAGUGCUCAAACUCUGGAGAGAGACGUUCCCUCAAUCGAAGCAUAACUUGAUGAGCAUCGAGUAUGUGGCCGCUAUUGAAGAGUUCAACGAGUACUUCCCCGGAUACGCGACGAUGAACGAGCAGAACUACAGAAAACUUCGCAAGUACUACAGGAAUCUGAAGGCGCUGCCGCUUUGUCUGCCACUUAGAAACAGCUACGCUUCCGCCAUGGCACUGGAUAACUCUUUGGAAGAGUGGCUGGAGAACAACCCGGAGAAACGGUCUCCAGGAUUGUCUGGGGAAUGGGCGGUCAGUAGUUACUAGUUAGUGAUCUCACAAUUUAUUUACUUGAAUUUGCAGGUGGAUAUCUUCGCGGAUCACAACGAGAGAGUCAUGCAAAAGUACCGAAAGUAUAAGAGCCAACGACUGCUUAAGCUGUCUCUGACUGUGGACGAACGAAAAGAGCGAGCGAACAAGAUGAUCAUCAGAAAUAACUUUGAACUGAAAUGGCUACUCGGCAGAGAGGAGUGGAACAAUCAUUCGAAGCAGCUGGAGGAGAAGUAUCGGCAGGAAGUGGAGGAGAAGGUCCGCGCGCAGGUCCAGAAGGAGCUCGGUCUGUGA